UCUAUGUUUUAAAAAUAUAAAAUUAACAACAAACGAUUUUUUCGGGUGUGGUUAUCUUGUUGGAAUAAAAUGUAUUUCUUGUGUAAAAAGCUUUAUUAAGAACUUAUUAACCGCAACCCUUCAAUACUUAUCUUUUAACUAUAGUAGUAAAAUGAAUCUCCCCUAUUUUUCCACACUUUUAGCUCUACUUGUCGCUCAUGCAAGCUGUAGUUACUUGGAUGCCGUGGGCAACAGCGUAACGGAACCCUCAGUGGAGGGGCAGGAUGUCCUCUCGUGGUGCACCAAGUCGGUCCUAGAACAGCAGAAAUGCGAGAAGCUGGCUGCAGCAGUGCUACUUGACAAGGGACUGUUUGGCCGGGACUUUAUUGAGAUAAAGUGCAAACAGGCAUUUGACACAGAAGAGUGCAUGACCUGGGUGGACCGCGGCGAGGCAUCCCUCGUGGCACUUGACGCUGGGGAUGUGUAUGUCGCCGGGCGGUUCCACUCACUGGUGCCUAUUGUGCAGGAGUUGUAUGGACGCGGUGAGUCCUACCAAUACUCAGUGGCAGUCAUCAACAAGGGUGGUCUACCUCAAGUUCAGGGCAGCUUGCAUGCACUCCGUGGGGUGCGAGCCUGCUUCCCCGGCGUCGGGGCGCUGGCCGGAUGGGUCAUGCCGAUACAUGUAUUGAUGCAAGAAGGCGGUCUGAAGGUGACGGACUGCAACAACCACGUCAAGUCCGCCAUCAGCUACUUCGGCGACUCGUGCGCGCCCAACUCGCUCAAGGACAUGUACAACCCUAUUGGGGAUAAUUCUGACCAACUAUGCCGCCUCUGCGCAGGCGGCGCGGGCAUUCGCUGCACUCUCCAAGACCCUUACGCGGGCUACGAGGGCGCGCUGCGCUGCCUCGUCGCCAACGCGUCCGGGGAGAUCGCCUUCGUGAAGGACACCACCAUACAGCACGCGCUGCUGUCUAGGAGGAUACUGGGUGGUAUAACAGAAGACCACUUCGAGCUGCUCUGCCGCGACGGCUCCCGGCGCCCCGUCAACCAGUGGGAGGGCUGCAACUGGGGCCGCGUGCCGGCCGACGCGCUGGUCACCAGCAGCGCCGCGUCCCUCAGACAACGGGAGAGAUACCAGAACAUUCUAAAGAAACUGAUCACGCUCUACGGAGAGCCGAACUCUCUGAACAAGAACUCGAACCGGACGUCCGAUUACCAGAGCCGGUUGUACGAUCAAUACGGCAACGUGCAGUCGACGACGGAGUUCAACCGGUUUGCGUACGAUCCGUUCAAACGGAAUGAUAUACAGCAGAGUGGUUACAACAGGCAGGAGUAUGAGGUUGAUAUGAAUGGAGUAAGCACAGCGGCGCCAUUCAAGAUGCGAGUGGACGGGAACGGGAAGCCGAUAGAGUUGCCCUUCAAACUGUUCGAGUCCAACGGGACUACCGACCUUUUGCUGCAGGACGCCACAAUAAACUUCCGCAUACUCAAAGAAGAUGAGCAAUCCGCCAAGCACAUCCUCAACAACCAGUACGUGGGCAACCAAGCAGAGCGAGCGGUCACCGGCAUCCGAGACUGCCCCGUGAAGCGAGCCGUGCUGUGUGUGACUAGCGACCCGGAGAUGGACAAGUGUAUUAAAAUGAGGGUGGCGCUAAAAGCGGCGUACCUCUCCCCAACCCUGGUCUGCUGGCGCGGCCACUCGGCGCGGCACUGCGCGCGCGCCAUCGCGGACGGCGCGAGCGACUUCGCGCUGCUGGACCCCGCCGACAUGCUGCACGCCGCCGCCGCGCACCGCCUCGCGCCCUUCAUGCAGGAGGUAUACUCAAGCGGCGAUAACUGGUACUACGCCGUCGCGGUCGCCAAAGAGCAAGACCCGGACACAGACGUGACAUACCUGCGAGGCAAGCGCUCCUGCCACACGGGCAUCGGCCACGCGGCCGGCUGGCUCUACCCGCUCGCUUACAUGAUCUCUAACGGAUGGAUCAGAUCGUACGGCUGCGACGGAGCCCACGCGGCCUCUCAAUACUUCAGCAAGUCGUGCGCCCCCGGCGCGCUCAGCAGCGAAUAUGUCGACUCCAAUAGCGUGCCUCACGAGAACCUGUGCCAUCUGUGUCAUGGAGCCUCCUUCAGACGCUGCCGCCGCGACGCAUCCGAACCCUACUACGGGCACCUGGGCGCGGUCCGCUGUAUGGUGGAGGGCGGCGGCGACGUGGCCUUCGUCAGACACACCGCCCCGGCCGAGGCUUCGGGCGGGCGGCGAAGAGAGUGGUGGGCGCGGGACUUACUACCGGACGAUCUACAGCUACUCUGUGCCGAUGGCACCCGCGCCAAAAUGCACGAGUACAAGACGUGCAAUCUCGGCAAAGUCCCGGGCUCCGUGCUGAUGGGCCGCCCCAACCACACCGAGCUGGACACCUACUCCAACCUGAUGGUCUACACGCAGCAGCUGUACGGGGCGUCCAGGACUGAUGAUUUUAGCUUCAGCAUGUUCUACUCGCCGCCGCCCUACUCCGACCUCAUAUUCAGCGACGCGGCCGUCCGACUCAUGCCGCUGCCUCACUCUCAACGCUCGGCCGACAUCGUGGCUGGCACCGCCUUGAUCAGAGCUGCCAGGAUAGUCUCCUGUGACGCCCCACAAGCCUCGUACUAUAUAGCCUCUGAUCCGGACUUCUUGUCUGGAGCGUAUAAGACCGGUGUGGUCGGACAUUUGAUCGCGGUGGCGCUGUUUUGUGUAGCGUUCGUCCGCUAAGCUAUAAGUCGUCAGUUUAGAUCAGGCAACUUUUAAAUUUUAUUAUUGGCAAUGAAGAAGUGGUAGGAGCUAAUUAAUAAUUGACACAAAUACCUUGAAAAAUUUUGAUUGAGUGAAAUUUUAAUGUGCGUGUGUAAUCUUUGGAAUACCAGUAUUGUUUUAAUUUUACAUACAUAUAUACAUUAAAAAUAAUUAUGAUUCUAGAUUAGCUCAGUCUGGCAGAGUGUGUACAUUAUGGAUAUGUAGUGUGUAAGAUGUUGCGUCCAAUUAAUAUUUUGCUUCGAUGCAAAUAAAUAAUCAUGAUGAACUUAAGACAUAGAAUCUCAUAGUAAAUCUAUCCGUCCAAGGAAUGCCUUUAUAGAAUAUGUAAGUAUAUUUAGUAGAAUUAAGAUAAAUUGACAAAUUCUUUUAAUAUUUUAAUUUUCAAUGUACCUACCUUAGACUGUAUUACUUUUACAUAUUGUAUGUUCUUUUUAUACCUUUGUUUUACCCGAUCUAUUUUAUAAUUAUAAUUUAAAUACCUACUAAGUUAAGACAUGAACAUUCAAAUAAAACCGUGCCUUAAUUUU
Molecule: messenger RNA, 3297 nt
Organism: Plutella xylostella (diamondback moth)
Lineage: Eukaryota; Metazoa; Arthropoda; Insecta; Lepidoptera; Plutellidae
Source: RefSeq, a predicted model, not a curated record